UACUUCCGGUUGCUGUCAAUGUGAGAAAAGGUUCCCAUGUUAUAUCAGCCCUUUGUGGUCUGUCCUGUUAUUCAACAACUCUUCACAGCUGCUGAAUCUCUCUCCUGCUGAUAACUACAGUAACUUUGCACUGUAGCCACCGCUGUAUGCGACAAAUACGAUGAGACUGCCAUGGCAGGUCCUCACUCCACACACAGCACCUAUGAGGAGAGCUUCCUCCGUCCCUGCAGGUAUGUUGAAUUUUGUCCCAGCCUGCAGCACCACUGAUGCUCAGUCUCUGGAGCAGCUGCAGGACUUUGUGACCCGAGCCAAACGCCUGUUUGCCAUCACUGGAGCAGGUCUCUCCACUGAGUCUGGUAUCCCAGAUUAUCGCUCAGAGGGAGUCGGACUGUAUGCUCGCACUGACAGACGCCCCAUGCAGCACGCAGAGUUUGUCCGCAGUGCAAAGUCCCGUCAGCGAUACUGGGCCAGAAACUUCGUUGGCUGGCCGCAGUUUUCCUCCCACCAGCCAAACUCUGCUCACAAGGUGCUGCAGCGGUGGGAGGAAAGAGGCAAGCUUCACUGGCUGGUUACACAGAAUGUGGACGCUCUUCACUCAAAGGCAGGACAGAAAAGGCUGACAGAGAUCCACGGCUGUGCCCACAGGGUGAUGUGUCUCGGCUGUGGUGCCAUCUCAGCGAGGGAGGAGCUGCAGAGGAGAUUUUUAACAUUAAACCCAGACUGGACAGCUCAGGCGGCUGCUGUGGCUCCGGAUGGCGACGUGUUUUUAGAGGACGAGCAGGUUCUCCACUUCAGAGUUCCCUCCUGUGAGGACUGUGGAGGGAUACUGAAGCCAGAGGUCACGUUUUUCGGAGACACUGUGAACAAAGCAACUGUGCAGUUUGUGCACGACAGACUGGCAGAGUCGGACGCGGUGCUGGUCGUCGGGUCAUCGUUACAGGUGUACUCAGGAUACAGGUUUUUACUGGCAGCUAGUGACAGGAGAAUGCCGGUGGCCAUCCUGAACAUUGGUGCCACCAGAGCUGACCACCUGGCAGAGCUGAAAGUGAGCGGCCGCUGCGGUGAAGUGCUGUCAGUCAUUCGGCCUGUCUGACUGUUGUGGACCGUAAGUUUAAAUUGUCUGUUCAGCUGGUCAAAAUGCUGGUAAAACUACCUCAGAUUCAACAAAGUAACUACAGGAAUACGUGGUGCAAAAGGAAGAAUCGGCUGCACUCCACAAAUACUUGCUGCUGUUGUCAAAGCAGUGCAAAAACUGACAUGCCUACACUCACAUACUGUAUGCAGAAUAAUGGAAUGUUAAUGAUAAUCAUGACACUAGUUGUCCUUCAUAGGAAAUGGUUUGUUGGUCUUAGGAAUGCAAUUUAUUUGAAUAGAUUCUUCUCAGAGGAGCCAUUGCUGGGCCCAGUAAACAGACAGAUAUUUACUAGUUUGCCAGGGGUGUGAAGGAAAAAUCACUCCCUUUCCACUUACUGAGGAAUUUCCUUGCAGCCGUCAGCUGAAGACAUCCCAGAAUAUCAUGCAGGUUGCAUCUGUCAACUGCAGUCGCCUUAAAUCAUACUGUAGGUCCUACAGGUUACCUCAAAUUAUCCUAAAGGUUAUUUAUUAUCUUUGAACCCUGUUCCUAUUUGUUUCUCAGUAAGGCUGUGAGCACAUACUGGCUUUCUCUGCCUCUAAUCUGACCCUGAGAAAGGCAGAUAAUGCAGAAGAAGAUUCAAGAGAAAGGGGCAACUAUUUUAGGAAAACAGGUUUUAUUUAGUCUGAUGUUCUUUAGUCUCACGUUCCUGAGCAGAUGAGUUGUCUCUGUAUCGGGAUGUAAUCUAAGUAUGGCAUUCCUCCCAACUCAAUAUAUACCCAAGGUCAAGGAGAAUCCUCAGAAUUGGUGCUGCCAAUGCUUACAUGAAUGUGCUGCUUGUUGUAUCACUUCUCCUGAUGUCAGUAAACCUUGUUCUCAUCCUAAGCCA
Amphiprion ocellaris (clown anemonefish) is the source of this 1961-nucleotide messenger RNA. RefSeq names its product sirtuin 4 (gene sirt4). The coding region runs from base 161 to 1093 and encodes 310 amino acids. The record is from RefSeq and is a predicted model, not a curated record. NCBI's taxonomy places the organism in Eukaryota, Metazoa, Chordata, Actinopteri, Pomacentridae. The transcript has 4 exons. Gene Ontology annotation, molecular function: NAD+ binding; NAD-dependent protein lysine deacetylase activity.